AUGAUAAAGUUCAUUCUGAUGGUCAACAAGCAGGGCCAGACCCGCCUGUCGCAGUACUACGACUUUGUCCCCAUCCCGGAGAGGGUUGCGCUGGAAGGCGAGUUGAUUCGGAAAUGCCUCAGCCGAACAGAGCUCCAGUGUUCCUUUGUUCAGUAUCGGCAAUACAGCGUCAUCUAUAGAAGAUACGCGAGUCUCUACUUCAUUGUCGGUGUGAAGGACGAAGAGCUGAACGAGUUGGCGAUUCUCGAGUUCAUUCACUGCCUCGUGGAGACCCUGGACAAAUUCUUUGAGAAUGUCUGUGAACUCGACAUUAUGUUUCACCUGGAGAAGGCACACUUCAUUCUCGACGAAAUGGUUAUGGACGGCUGCAUCGUCGAGACGAACAAAGCGAAUGUUCUGUCCCUGAUCCACAUGAUGGAUGUGGCCUCGAUUUCGUGA
Molecule: messenger RNA, 438 nt
Organism: Neospora caninum
Lineage: Eukaryota; Apicomplexa; Conoidasida; Eucoccidiorida; Sarcocystidae
Product: putative AP-4 complex subunit sigma-1
Exons: 2
Coding region: 1-438 (145 amino acids)
Biological process (GO): intracellular protein transport; vesicle-mediated transport
Cellular component (GO): intracellular membrane-bounded organelle; membrane coat
Source: RefSeq, a predicted model, not a curated record